This is a messenger RNA of Ilex paraguariensis (yerba mate), 318 nucleotides long. NCBI's taxonomy places the organism in Eukaryota, Viridiplantae, Streptophyta, Magnoliopsida, Aquifoliales, Aquifoliaceae. The record is from the annotation of a GenBank genome assembly.
AUGGACCAGGUAUCGAGAAUGGUGUCUGAAUGGCCAGUGGUGAUCUUCAGCAAGAGCUCUUGUUGCAUGUGCCACACCAUCAGGUCCCUCUUCUCUGAAUUUGGUGUUAACCCUACUGUCUACGAGCUCGAUGAAAUGCAGCUGAGAGGCGGUGGCCGGGACAUUGAACAGGCUCUUUCGAGGCUCGGCUGCAAUCCCACCGUGCCGGCGGUGUUCAUCGGUGGUAAACUGGUGGGUGGGGCUAAUGAGGUCAUGAGUCUUCACCUCAAAAGGUCCCUUAAGCCAAUGCUUAAAGAUGCUGGCGCUUUAUGGGUUUGA